AUGUCGCUCGCCACCACCGAAUCGACGUUAAUGCACUCGGCACUUGCUGUCAGCUCUCCCGCCCUCCGCCAAUUCGAUAUCAUUGCAUUCAACCAGUCGACCAACUCUCUUUCAUCUCUCCCGCACGAAAUACUUCUCCACAUCCGCCUAUUCCUUGUCUCCGCUCUCAUUGACUACUCCAUUUCCAUUUCUGCAACCUCACUCGAAGAAUACGAAACCUUGACGCGCGAAUUCAUGUGCUCCCACUGCGCCUUCUACAACGAAUACAUAUACGGGCCGGACAUCUUCCUGUGGCAUCCAUGUGGUUGCCUUUCUCGUUGGCCCGAGAACACCUACCAGUCGUUCCGCAACCGACACGAAUGGCUGGAGUCUCAUCUCUCGCACAAAUCGUCGCAAAACAUUUGGGAGGUCGUGAGGGAGGUAGUUGGCGAGUUUGGCUGCGAAGUUCCGCCCAGACUAGGCCUUUAUCCGCCACGCAGUACCCGAAAGGUCAUUUUGGUCCCAAAGCACAACCAAUCAUUCACGUCGCUGAAUCGCCUGAAACGCGAUAUGGGACUCUCUUGGGAAUACGAUGAGCCAUGUCAACCCCCCCGAACGGCUCCCCAUAGGUUCAAGUUCGAGACCCAACAGGCCACAGUUGUUUAUUCCGAACCUCAGGUUGAAUGGGUUGUCAUAACCGCCUUCGAUACUCUUGUUGCACCUGUUACUGCAACCAUCUCAUUCAUAACUUCUUCUCUCACCCUACUCUUGACUGUUAUAUGUUACUAUUCGCGUCCCGCGGCCCUUCGUCUGUUUUAG
This is a messenger RNA of Mycena indigotica, 798 nucleotides long. RefSeq lists its product as uncharacterized. NCBI's taxonomy places the organism in Eukaryota, Fungi, Basidiomycota, Agaricomycetes, Agaricales, Mycenaceae. The transcript has a single exon. Bases 1 to 798 code for a protein of 265 amino acids. The record is from RefSeq and is a predicted model, not a curated record.